Molecule: messenger RNA, 297 nt
Organism: Bathycoccus prasinos
Lineage: Eukaryota; Viridiplantae; Chlorophyta; Mamiellophyceae; Mamiellales; Bathycoccaceae
Product: major facilitator superfamily
Exons: 1
Coding region: 1-297 (98 amino acids)
Source: RefSeq, a predicted model, not a curated record
AUGUCUAACGAAGAUAAAUCUCUAUCUCUCGCCCGCGAGCGAAAAGCAUGGAUCGGGUACGAUUUCGCGAACAGCUGUUACGCCACCGUCGCCAUCGCGACGUUCUUGCCGUUGGUGUUAAACGCGUACGCGGAGAGUGAAGCGUGGCGAGGGAAACUGAAACCGAAAAUGUGUUCAACCUUGGACGUAGAAUACAGCGAGAAAUGUUUGGAGUGUCGAGUUGGAGAGGGGAAUUUGCUCUGUUCCGGUGAGGCGUUUUGGUUUUGUGGUCGCGUUGAAUCGAUUUAUCUCUUUUAG